Notothenia coriiceps (black rockcod) is the source of this 1900-nucleotide messenger RNA. Its product is annotated as pinopsin-like. Gene Ontology annotation, biological process: G protein-coupled receptor signaling pathway. Gene Ontology annotation, molecular function: G protein-coupled receptor activity. The record is from RefSeq and is a predicted model, not a curated record. The annotation marks the transcript as partial. The transcript is spliced from 3 exons. Gene Ontology annotation, cellular component: membrane. NCBI's taxonomy places the organism in Eukaryota, Metazoa, Chordata, Actinopteri, Perciformes, Nototheniidae.
GUAUUGUGUCGCUCAUCUCUCUGGUGAUCCUAUCCUACGACCGCUACAGCACUCUGACUGUUUACAACAAGCGUGGGCCAGACUACCGAAAGCCCCUGCUGGCCGUUGGGGGCGCCUGGCUGUACUCCUUGUUCUGGACGGUGCCCCCUCUGCUGGGAUGGAGCAGCUACGGCAUCGAGGGGGCGGGAACCAGCUGCUCCGUGUCCUGGACCGUCAAAACGGCCCAGUCGCAUGCUUACAUCAUCUGCCUGUUCACUUUCUGCCUGGGCCUACCCAUACUGGUGAUGCUCUACUGCUACAGCAGGCUGUUAUGGGCAGUCAAACAGGUGGGUAAGAUUAGAAAGUCGGCAGCGCGGAGGAGAGAGUACCACAUCCUGUUUAUGGUUCUGACCACAGCGGCCUGCUACAUGCUGUGCUGGAUGCCGUACGGCGUGGUGGCCAUGAUGGCAACAUUCGGCCCCCCAAACAUCAUCAGUCCUGUGGCCAGCGUGGUGCCCUCGCUGCUGGCCAAGAGCAGCACCGUCAUCAACCCCCUCAUCUACAUUCUCAUGAACAAACAGUUCUACAGGUGUUUCCUGUCUCUGUUUCACUGCAAUCGCCGGCCUGCGGAUCAGGGCAACACGUCGAUGCCCUCGAAGACCACGGUGAUGCAGCUGAACCGCAGAGUGUACAGCAACACGGUGGCCUGCACCCCCGAGGUCACAAAGGGACCAGAAAGCAGACAGACAUGAUGAAACAGAAAGGACUAAGCUUGAUAAGCCACACUUGAGACGUGAACUGCCAGGGAAUGUGAACCGAAGCAUGAUUCAUCGAGAAAGUAAAUGUACUUUACGUGUGAGUUUGUGUUUGUCCAUGAGUUUUGUAAAAAAACACAAAAAGUAUUAAAUACACUGAAGACACAAAGCUAUGCGACCACUUCAACAUCAACACCUUCAAGAGAUUGGUGAACAUCUCAUUCCUAAACAUUGAUGACUAUCUUGCAUGGUGUUUGCUGACUUUACUCACAGUGUGUGAGCUUCAAAUGUAUCCCAACAAGUGUUUGAAAGGUUAUAAUCAGGGCACUCUCCAACAAACUCUGAAAAACAAAGUCUUUAUUGUUCUUGCUUUGUUGAAACAGGCCCGAAUAUUCCCAAAAAUGCACAGUAUUGUAUUUCAAAGUAUUGUGCAUGACUGGAUUUGGAUCCUACUUCAGGCCAUAUAGAUUAUUAUUAACGCAAGAGCACAAUUACAUUGAGGAUAAAAUCAUUUUAGAAUAAUAGUCUUACAAUGAAGUCAACUAAAAACGUAACCAUUUCAAAUAAUAAAUAAAAAUAACUUCCAAAAUAUACUUUAUGUUUUAUUUCUUCUCCCCUCAGCCAGAACAAAAACCUAGUGCCUAUUCUCUGUUGCUGUGCAGUCUGUUAGUCAUUGUGCUGGCUAGAGUUGUGCUUCUUCAAUGUCUUAAAUGGAUUGAUGUAUUCAUUAUCAAACAUCUUUUCUUCCUCUUUACUCCAGCUUGUCUCUCGCACAAAGAUCUUACAUUUAAGUGUCAACCUGUAUAUACUAAAACGUAUGAUUUUAAUCUGCAUGGUGCAAUCUGGUGCAAUCUGCAUCAGUUUUUAUUUCUGCUAUAGGGAUUCCUCUCUUGCUGUAGUGGUUUUGUGUCAUGGCAUGAUUUUGUUGCAUGUUACUUGCAUGCAAUUCUAAAUUGAUAACGCAUAGUGCAAACUGUUAUUUCCACCUGUAUUAUGACACAGGACUGACAGCUUAGGUCACACCUGUAGUCUCACUCACUGAGUAAAAGGUUUGACAAAGAGAGGAGGUUUCAAUCAUUGAGCUUUUGUACUUUAAUGUUCAAAAAGCUCUUUAUUUUUCUCAUGGUGCUGCAUCACCUCUUUUCACCCUCUGUCUGAAACCAGAG